Messenger RNA from Prorocentrum cordatum, 2311 nucleotides. NCBI's taxonomy places the organism in Eukaryota, Dinophyceae, Prorocentrales, Prorocentraceae. The record is from the annotation of a GenBank genome assembly.
AUGGGCUCCGGCCUUCGGGCCGCUGUGAUCCUCUGCCGGCCGCCCCACGGGCACAACAGGGAGGGGACGACCUCGGGGCGGAGCUCCGUGGCGAGCGCCCGCGAGUUGGUCACGUACUCGGGCGGCUGGGUGUCGCUCUUCGCUGCGACCGUGAGGGAGGCCGCUCUGAUGGCCUCCCGAGGCUCGGUGCUCCUGGCCAGGUUCCUGCUCCCCUCGGGCAGGUGCAAGGAGAUGGCCUGCCUCCAGCUGUCCACGCUGGGCAGCCCAGUCGGCAAAGUGGUCAGCUGCGUGGUUGAGGCGGACUUCAACGUCCGAAAGAAACAUACUGUCGGCCUGAGCUUGAAUGGGGUGACCAUUGGUCCAGAUCAGAUUGAGGGUCCCCCCACGCUGUGGCAGCACACGGUGGUAUUCGGCCCAGAGGCGGGCACGGUCCGGCACCUGGCCUGGCGUUGCCCAGCACUCGACGAGCCUCGGAGGCAGCAGCGGGCGGACGGGUCCAGAUUCGCGCUGCUGCAAGAGGCGGAGAGGGCGGAGCCCGACACAGGCCAGGAACACCACAUCUGGUCACGCGGGCUGGUGCCAGACCCGCGAGCAGAGGCGCCGCUGCCUUUCGCUCGCACGCUCGUGAGACGCUCGGGCACCCACCCAGGGUCCGUCUUCGAGCGUGAGGUCUUCCUCGACAGCUCCGCCUUCCGCUCCAGGGACAAGCGCCCAAUGGCAGCCUGCGGGGUCGGCGGGCCCAACUGCGCCUUCCGCGCUUGCGACCGCCAUGGCACGGCGCUGCUGCUGGGCGAGUCGGUCUGCUGGAGCUGCUGGGUCUGCGCCGCCAUGGGCACUCCCGUGCAAGGGGGCCGAGCAGCCGCCCAGAGCGGGGGCUCGGGCGACGGUGCGGGCGCGGCCGGGGCUGUCGCCCUCGCCUUGGCGGCCGCUGCGGCGGCGGCCCGGCCGCGCGGGGAGCCCGCCGCCGCCGCCGAGGCGCCUCCGGCGGUGGCCGCGGCGAUGGCGGCCCGCCCGCACGGCGCCGCUGAAGGGGGGGGCGGCGACGGCGAGCCCGCCAGCGGCGAGGCGCCGCUGAGGCAGCAGGUGAACGCCGCGCCGUCGGGCGGAGAGCCGGCUGGCGGGGCCGCCUCGCCGGAGGGCCCUGCUGCCGAGGAGCCGCCGCCUGCCCCCGCCUCGCCUGGGCCAGCGCGGCGAGGCCGUGGCCGCGGACACGGCAGGGGCCGAGGUGGCGGUCGCGGGCAGCCUGCCUCAGCCCCUUCCGCGCUCGCGCCAGCCGUGGGGGGCAGCGAGGCGCCGCCAGCGUGGUGGAACGCCGAGCUGCAGGACUCGCACGUCCUGAUGAGGUGCGGCGGCCACGUCUUCUGCAACGUGUGCGGCGCCAGCGCGGGCUCGGCCCGCAUCAUGGGCCUCGCGCAGGAGUGCCCCGCCCGCCGUGUCCCGGGCUGGCGCGUGGAGGGCCGGCAGGCCGAGGUGCUGAGGCGCCUCCGCCGAGGCCUGCACCCGAGCAAGAGUGGCAGGCUCGGUUCCCCGGUGCGGCUGCAAGCCUGUGGACGGGCACUCGACGAGGGCAUCCCCGUCGAGGCCUGCUUCGACGGGCAGGCUCCGAGGCGCUCGCUGCUGCGCAUGGACCGCCGGCUGAGCCAGCUGGAGCUCUGGCCCGCGGAGGGCCUCCACGGGGAGCCGCCCGCAGGCGCCUGGGUCGUCGUGCCGUUGAGGCAAACGGGCCCCGUGGCCAAGGGCGACGCGGACCAGACCGGCGACAACGCCGACGCCCGGGCCGUCGUCGUCCAUUGCCCCACUGGGCGGCUGCGGCUCGUCUUCGACUCGGCGCGGUCGCGGGACAGGACGGCCCGCGGCCGCUGCCCCUUGCUGGGCGGCGGCGAUGGCGGGCGGUGGCGGCGCCGGCCACGGCGGGGGCAGUGGCAAGGCCCACCAAAAGGUGCCGCCGAGCCCCGCCUUCCCGCCCAUGUGACCGGCCCGCGCCCGCCGCCGACGCGCGCGGCCGGCGCCUGUGGCAGCGCAGAGAGCCGCGGCGGCGGCGGCGGUGACGCCGUUUUCGUCUUCUUCUUAUUGUUCGUAUUCUUGUUCGUCUCCGUCGUCUUCUUCCUAUUCCUCUUCUUCCCAUGUGUUUCCUUAGUCUUAUGUGUCUUCUUCUGCUUCUUUCAACGCGCACCUUGGCGUCGCCACGCCCACGAAAGUGCUCAGGGCCAUGAUCCGGCAACCUGACCCCGCUCCCCCUCUCUGGCGAACUCGACGCGCGCACGCCUGCGGCGGUCCCGUGGCCCGCCACGUGCGCGCGGCACACGCGUCG